AUGACGUCUAUCAGCGAUUCCAUCAUCAAAAAGCUUCCAAAAGCAUACGCAGAAUUCCGUGAGAUCGAAAAGGUCAGGAGUGUGUGGAACCCGAUCCUCGAUGAGGAGAUGAGCAGACACUGGAACAUGAUCAAAGAAGGAAUGAAAGGCUUCUCCUUGGCCCAUGCCGGAAUGCUCAGCGUCUUGGCCAGGUUCGAAAGAGAUGACACAGCAGAGCUGAUCAUCCGCCAAUUCUUGGACGACAGGUUCCCUGGGGCACUUGACUUGAUCUCCCAGAUCGACCCGCUGGUGAACCAGUACCCCAGCCACGUCGUCCAGAAGGCACUUGUGAUCUGCGACGAUGAUGAUAAUCGAUCCGUCACGAUGGAUGUAGAGCCUCGCCCAUCGACCUACCGCCGUGGGGAAUCAUCAAUGGCCCCUCCGCCGCGUCCAGCGGCGCCGCUGACACCAGUGACUCCGGCCGGGCCAAAGGGCGCCAGACACCAGGACGCCCAGGAACAACCGCCCGUGGGGGAUGCGUCUCCUGAAACAGAUCAUGGGUCUUUGGAUCUGCUGCAGACCGCCAAACGGUCACUGGACGUUGUGGAGGUCGAUCCCCCGCUCACUCCAGAAUCGCCGAUCAAGAAGGCCAAGCGCUCGACUGCGCCGCAACCUGCCGGCCCAGUGACCAAGUCCGUUGACUUUUGGGAGGUAGAAGGACAGCAGUACAUAUUCAAGGACAAACAAUGCGGCCCUGGCUAUUUCGUGGUGCGGUGCGGCCCCGGACAGCGAGCACCAUUCUUGUAUCCCCCCCUACAGGGCAACGUGGCAAUGGACCACUUCAACGACGAUGGGCAGCCAUGCCAUGAUUCAAGGAGGAUCUAUACCUUUGAAGACGUCCAAAUGGAAUACACAUAUCGCGUCAGCGACCCUAGCGGCGACAUGACCGAGGAUAGAGUCAAGGGCGCCAACGAGAGGCUGCAAAGGGAGCACGGGGCGCACCGAGGCUCGGCCAAAAAGACACGCAAGGGCAAGGAGAGGGCUGGCCCUCCCCGUUCCGCGGCCACGAACGCGAGGCCGGCGACUUCGGACACUGAUGGGAGUUACCAAGACGAAGUGAGUUUUCUCGAGGCCCUGGCUCAAGCGAAAGUAUGCAUUCAGAUGAUUGCUAACGUCUGGUCCUGGACAGUCAAGAUGAUACAGGAGGUUAUUGCUGAAUUCCUGGCUGAGGUUUAG
This is a messenger RNA of Diaporthe citri, 1215 nucleotides long. RefSeq lists its product as uncharacterized. The record is from RefSeq and is a predicted model, not a curated record. The transcript is spliced from 2 exons. Lineage: Eukaryota; Fungi; Ascomycota; Sordariomycetes; Diaporthales; Diaporthaceae. The coding region runs from base 1 to 1215 and encodes 404 amino acids.